AUGGUUUAUCUGAAGGCAUUGACUUACAAGGGAACUGACAGGACAGCUAUGUAUGCGAAGUUGAGUUCGAGGUACAUGGGACUGUACCGGAUAGUGGAAAGAGUUGGCGUAGUGGCUUACAAGAUGGACUUACCAUCGGAAAUGAGAGUGUUCCAUAAUGUAUUCCAUGUGUCGCAGCUAAGGAAGCACAUAACCGAACGGGAAACGGUUAUAGAGGAAGCACAUGCGGACUUGCAAAAGGACCUUGCAGUGGUUGCUAGGCCGGUCCGGGUGAUAGACAGGAAAGAAAAGACUGAGCGUGGGAAGCUGGUUAGAAUGGUUCAGGUCAUAUGGGACUGCAACGGGCACGAACAGGUUACUUGGGAAAAGGAGGCUAGGAUGAAAGAUGAGUAUCCCAAAUGGUUUGACAAGUUGCAAACGGACGAGUCGGAUUCGAGGACGAAUCCAAAAUGGGUGGGGGAGAGUUGUAGCAUCAGUAUCCGAGAAAAUUCGGAAUGA
Molecule: messenger RNA, 498 nt
Organism: Thlaspi arvense
Lineage: Eukaryota; Viridiplantae; Streptophyta; Magnoliopsida; Brassicales; Brassicaceae
Source: the annotation of a GenBank genome assembly